Didymodactylos carnosus is the source of this 3057-nucleotide messenger RNA. Lineage: Eukaryota; Metazoa; Rotifera; Eurotatoria; Philodinida; Philodinidae. The record is from the annotation of a GenBank genome assembly.
AUGAAUGAACUGGACAUGGCAGUGUAUGAGAUGGAUUCACCCAAGGAUAAAGUAAAUGAUCAGCUAUCAUCACUCGAGCUGAAUAAACAACCAGAUGAUAACUGCUUAAUAUCCAGACGUGUAUUUUUUUCGAAGAGUGAAUUUCGGCGACCCUAUUCACUAAAACAUGUUUAUCCACAAACAAAUGACACUGAUGAAUCGAAUCAAACCCCUGCAACUUCAAUUAUUACAUCGAUAAACUAUGGAAAACGACUUCACGAAAUGGAUGAAAAUGCAAGUGAGACAGAAGAUGAUAGUGUUCAAAUUCUAGACAAAAUACCAAGUCUAAGUGCGCAACGUCUUCACGUUCCAAGCACAAAAGUUAAAAAAGUAUUUGCUAGACCACCGAAAAUAGCGAAAACCACCGUUACUCGACCACCUAACUCACUGGUAUCACCGUCUGCCAUACAAUCGAGUAUUCCCACAAUGAAUAUUACCGAAAUUAGACAAAUGAUGGACUCAGAUAUACCACCUGUAGAGAGCACCAUUGAACACAGAAUGAGAAUCGAUAUUUUAAGUUUUAUUCUGGAAGAUCCAACAUUGAAAGAUUCUUCGAUUCUAAAUCAACUAGUUUUAUUUAUUCAACAACAAUUAGAAUCUGAAUCGAAACAAUUUUAUUGUUCAUACGCAAGUACCAUGAAAAUCGUACGAAGAUCCCUUAAUAAUCUUAUUAGUAAACGGAAUAGCAAAGCAAAAGCAAAACGACGAAAGUUAGAUGAAUGUUGGACAACAUCAAUUAUCCUUGUGAAAUUAAGAGUUGAAUUACGAGAAAGUUCAAUAACCAAUGAUAAUAAACCAGUUAAUACUGAUCAAGUCUAUAAAUUUGAAUUUAAAAGCACAAAUCAAUCAAUUGUACCACCAACCGAUAGUUUAUUAGUUAUUCAAGAAUCGGAUGAUGAUAAUGAUGAAAAAACUGCAGUAGUAUCUGUUGAUAAUUAUUCGAAUACAGAUGCUCGUAUAACCAUUCCAAUGCAUAAAAUAACAGAGACAUUUGAAAAUAAUGAAGUUAAUGAAACAAAAUUACAAAAAUUAUUGAAUCAAAUCGUUGCACACAUUCGGGAAGAAAAACUUGAUUGUCAAUUAAAAAAACUGGAGCGUAUUUUAAAUAAUCGAGUAACAGUUCUAUGUGCAUCAUUUCGAAAUUCAAUUAUGUCACAAGCUAGAAAACAACAAGAAUUACCAAAAUUCAUAACAAUAUUUGUACCAUUCACAAAGCCAGCAAUAACAACAACAGAGAAAGAGGUACCAGUUGCUGAACUAAGAAAAACGUUUAAUAAGACCAUUGAUCAAGUAGAAAAGGAUGAUAUCGAUGAAGAUCCAUUGGCGGAUAAAGAAGAAGAGAUGUGCCCACGACGAAAAACAUUGCGUGAUCGCCGUUUAACACAACCGAAACGUUAUUAUGACAUGUUUUAUCAUGAUGAAAACGAUGAAGAUGAUUUUGAUUUAGAAGAAGAAUUGAAAAAUGAAUCAAAAAAAGCAUUACUACGUAAUUCAUAUAAUCAAAAAUUCCUCUUAUGGAAAAUGAAAUAUUCAAUAUCCGAUGUUGCAUUUCGAAAAUUAAAUUCAUUAGAAAAAGCAACUGGACGAUCAUGUCCGUCUUUUAAAAAUUUAUUACAUUUGAAACGAUUAUAUCACAGUAGUAUACCAAUAACAUCAACACAAUAUGGUGCUUAUGUUAAUGUUCAUCAUGCCAUUCGAAUAUUGAUUGGUGCUAAUCCUCAAAUAUUGUCCAACGAAUCUAUUCGAGAAAAACGUAUCCUUCAUUUUCGUUUAUGUCAAGAUGGCACAUGGAUUGGAAAAUAUCUCAAUUGUUUAGCGUCGAGUUUAAGUUGGGUUGAUGCGGGUUAUGAAGGGCAAAAAGCAAUGGCAUUAAUGCCCAUUGGAUUCUUUCGUAUACAAAGUGAAAAUCGUUCAAAUUUAAAAAAACGUUUAACAAAACAAUUUAUUGAUAUGUUUAAAAAAGAUCAAAUUAUUACGUACGAUGGAACUGAAUAUAAUCUUAAAUUUACAUACAGUGCCGAUUACAAAAUGGUUGCAUUAAUUAUGGGUUUGAGUGGUGCGAAAAAUGAACAUUUUUGUAACUGGUGUAAAAUUACAAAGAAAGAUAAAGAUAAUUUUACCAAUUAUUCCGCAUUCGAUACGAGUCGUAAUGCUCGAACAGUUGAUGAACAUUUGAGUGAAAGACAGAGUGCAAAUCCACGAUAUGGCUAUACAAAUGAACCAAUCUAUGGAAAAUAUUUUGAUUAUUGUGAUAUGAUUGUCGAUAUGCUUCAUAUGAAAUUACGUAUCUGUGAUACACUAUUGAAACAUACAAUCAUAGCUUGUUGUGAAGUCGAAUCUCCGAAAACGAAAGAAAAAGAAAUUGAACAACGAAAGAAUGCACUAACAUUUUUUACACAACACGCAAAAAAUUCUAAAACGUACAUUCGUUUUGCUAUUGAAAAAUCAAAAAUAAUUGCUACGACUCUAAUAUCAGGUGAUAAACAUGAAAAUUUUACCGGUACAUUACCGUUGGAAGCGAUUAUGCAUAAUAAAGAAAAAGCUGGAAAAAUUCAAAAAUUAAUUCAAGAUUUUUUUUAUUUACAAACAAUAAUGAAGAAAGAACAAAGUGAUCAACAUUAUAAAUGUUGGGUAAAAUUUAAAUGUUUAGAAUGGGGUGAUCAAUAUAAACAAUUAUUUUCACGUGAUCAAGUAACACCUUAUGUCCAUAUUGUUGCGUGUCAUUCACACGAAUUUUUUCAUGUUUAUAAUGAUUUAAAUAAAUUUACAUUACAAGGUGUUGAAAAAAUGAAUGAUGUUUUAACACAUGAUUAUUUUCGUUCAACAAAUAAGAGAAAUGAUUGUUUUAAACAAAUAAUGCAAAAACGUAUUUGUCAAUUGAUGUUAGGUUUUCCGGCAAAUGUUAUUGAAAAAAUACUUAACGAUUUGAAUAAUAAAUCUUUGUUACCAAAACUUCAAGAAGAAAAUGAUGUUGAGGAAGUAGAUGAGGAGAAUGAAAUGUCAGAUAAUGAUGAUUGA